AACCCAACCGAGCGAGCGACCGAGGAGUCGAUUCGCCAUUGUCACUUCACUUGUCCAUUCUUCUUUUUCUUCCUCGUCCAAGGGCGACAACUUUUGACUCGUCAUCUAUUGUUGGCUACUAAUACUUUCGCAGAAGACUGAUGAAAGUUUGCGCUCGCGGCGGUCGCAGGCAGCCAUGAGUUCGUCGGAGAGUCUCCGUCCGGCCCCCGGAGGCCGCAAGCCGCUCGGCAAGCUGGCGGCCCGCCUGGAGGAGCUCAAGAGUCCGUGGAGGCAGGUGUCCUCCCUGGAGCUCAGCCACAACGAGGCCGCCCGCCUGGCCACUGACGCCCUGCUCGAGAAGGGCGAGCGCGAGUACCGCCGCGUCCUCACCGAGGAGAGGGAGCUCAGCUUCCUGUCCCAAGCCGAGAUCCGGUACGUCACGCAGUACCGGGACCCGGACAGCAACGGCAGCGCCGCGGUCACCGGGAGCGGGAGCGGGAGCGGGAGCGGUGCCGGGGCCAGCCCGGCGGCUUCGGGAGCGGAGGAGCAGCAGCAUCGCGACGCCGCCGAAAGCGACGCGGGUGAUGACGUCGCGUCCGAACUCACCUCCGGGACUUACUUCCCGACGAUGACCGACGACGAGCCGCCGGUGCUGGAGCUCGGCUGGCCGGACGCUCUGCUCAGGUACGGGCCCUCGGAAACGCAGAUCUACUUUCAGAGGGACAAGACCGUCAACGUCAAAGACCGAAUACGCUCGCUCAUCAACAAGGCGAAGAAGGUAAUUGCGCUGGUCAUGGACGAGUUCAGUGAUGUGGAUCUGCUGUGCGACCUGAUGGAAGCAUCCAGCAAACGCAAAGUUCCCGUCUACAUCCUCCUGGACCACAAAAACCUUCAACUCUUCACCGACAUGUGCUCCUCUUUGGACGUGCACAGCGUCAACAUGAGCAACAUGCGCAUACGUAGCGUGUGCGGGGACACGUACUGCGCCAAGAGCGGCAGGAAGUUCAGCGGCCAAGUCCUGGAAAAGUUCAUGAUCAUCGACUGUGAGGAGGUCAUCGCCGGAUCCUACAGCUUCACUUGGUUGUCAGCUCAGGUACACAGCAACAUGGUGAUGCACUUUUCGGGUCACAUCACUGAGAGCUUCGACCGCGAGUUCCGCUGCUUGUACGCAGACUCUCAGAUCAUCGAGUGUUUCUACAACGACGAGGACGAGGCUCUUCCUAAUUUUCCGCCAUACAAAGCGCCGCUGAUGGGGUUCACGCCGUUCAUCAAUGCCAAUCUGCUUUCAGACAGGCAGCGGCCCGGUUCCGAGAACUCCAGCAGCCAAUCUGGCAGCAGCUUGUCCAGCGUAAAGGCCGCGCACGGCCCGACCUCCAACCCAGUUUACAAGGUGACUCAAGGUCACGAUAAAGCCGACCCGCUCAGCUCUCACCUCAGUCUAGAGCGGCGCGGCGCCGAGCGGCGGGUCCAGAACCUGGCGCCGCCGCACGCCUCCGCCAACGGGGCCACCGUUCACAGUCCGCUCUUGGAGCGCCGGACUCUGGCCUACGGGCUCGAGCGGACUAAAGGCACCCCGGCCGACGUCAUCUGGUCCCACCGGGGAGCACCGGCCUCCAAGUUCCAAGCUCUGGGACUGUACGAGCACAAAGUGAAACUAUUCCAAGCCACUGCGCCGCCGCCUCUCCUCCACCGGAGCCGCAGCCCACCCCUGGGGAUUCCGGAAACCAAACUGGGCACCAAGCACAGAAGCUCGUCCAAUCAGCUCCUCCACAAACUGUCGGACUUCUUCCUACCGCCAUCCGGGAAAGACCACUUGGCCAGGUCCGCCUCGCCUCAUGGUACCAUCGCAUGGGGGGGACCCGACCUCUCCCAAACUGAGCCCGAGAGCCAACAGGCGCCCCCGCCGCCGCCCCCCCCCUUGGCACAGAUCAGCAGGCAGGACCAGAAUGUCUAUCAGGAAAAAAGCACCAGAGCGGAGCAUACCACCCAACAGGACGAAACUCUUAGCCAGGACCAGAUUACCAGACAGGACCAGAAGCGCAUGACUCUGGGCCACAGCAAGCUGGAUCUGGUCAAUCAGUACAACAAGAUGAAGUCCAAGCAGGUUUACAGUCGUUUCGAGCUCAAGAACUCCCAAUGACCUCCUGGCGACCAACCCGAGUGUCCCCGCACACCACGAACUCGUCCGGAAACCCAGGGAAGAACUUUUGGUGAAAAUAUGCUGUGAAUAUGCAUUUGAUUCUUUUCAAAAGAAUUCUCUUGGCUCUCGUGGCCUCUAAUGGUUUUCAGUUACCAGGCAGGACCAGAACAUCAAACGGGAUCAAACCACCAGAUCAAACGGGACCAGAAGCGCCGCAGCAACCUGGAUCUGGAAAUGAGGGCCAAGCAAGUUCACAGUCGAGCUCCCAGUGAAAUCCUUGUGACCUCCUAGUAACCUCUUAGGGCCUGAUUUACUAAAAGCUUGCAUGGCACAAACUGGAUUGUUCACGAACACAAUUAGAAGCUAUUCUACAGGGUCCGACACUAACGCAGGCCCCCUGGCCCGGGGCCACAACGGCGCAUACCUUACAGAUGCUGGCCCGAUCAGGCCUGUGCAAAUUUCUCAAAUAAAUACAACACAUUCUUAUCAAAAUCGCUGCCUUCUGCUGUCGCGGGUACUGUCGCGCCAGCUAGUUACGGCCUUCGUCUGGCUAGCUAGCGCGGCGCCACUCAAAGUCACGAGGCGGCGAACAAACUACACUUCUGAAAAGUAUUGUCAUCGCCAAGGGAUGACCAGACUUCAAGGAGUGUAUGCGAGUAGCGCGAUCAUCUGGGACAAUGUCGAUUGUGCAAAUGUUGCGGAUACUCCUCAGUCAGUGUGCAAGUGGGCCAGUAUCGGUCAACAACAGAUAUGCAAAUCGCGCAGCGUGGCGGUGAUGACUACAGGGAGCGCACGAGUCAAGUAUCAUUGGCCCCACAGAAAUGGGACAACAAAAAAGAUUCUAUAUUUGACUCGCCAUAAAGAUACCAAGACAUUGCAUUGAAUAAAUUCAACAUCAAAGCUGAAAUUGAAAGAAAAUUAAGCUGUCAAUAUUUUCUCAUUCAGAACUAUUAAGAGGGGCUUUUCGAAAACUUAAUUCGUAUGCGAGAGUUCAAAAUUAAUUGAACUUACAUCACUGAAAAAGGCACAAUAUUGGACCCUCAUCGACCAACCACGAUUGCGUUUGCCAAACCGCCAAAAUACAAUACAGCUCCUUUUGCGCCACGUGGGAGAAACGACUCUGUCUGCAAACAGAGUCGUUUAGCGCCCGCAAUCUGACAGGAAUUGCGAUGUUCUGUCAUUAAAAAGCGCGUCCGAGCCAUUGCAGUGUCGUGACCUUUCAGCUUGUGGAAGGAAACAUUUUGGAAACGCCAGAAACAAAUGAUUGCGCCGUAUCGUCUGUGCAGUUUUGGAGCUUGUGAAUGAUUGGAGGGCUGGCUCGUUCGCCACUCACAAGAAGGGGUCAUGCCAUGUCAC
Molecule: messenger RNA, 3475 nt
Organism: Phyllopteryx taeniolatus (common seadragon)
Lineage: Eukaryota; Metazoa; Chordata; Actinopteri; Syngnathiformes; Syngnathidae
Gene: sack1c
Product: family with sequence similarity 83 member C
Exons: 5
Coding region: 176-2119 (647 amino acids)
Source: RefSeq, a predicted model, not a curated record